Molecule: messenger RNA, 1041 nt
Organism: Penicillium angulare
Lineage: Eukaryota; Fungi; Ascomycota; Eurotiomycetes; Eurotiales; Aspergillaceae
Exons: 1
Coding region: 1-1041 (346 amino acids)
Source: RefSeq, a predicted model, not a curated record
AUGACCAGAACUGACCAUCUUUACGUGCAGCUCUUCUCUACGCCGGAAUUAUCAGCAGCCGGAACAUCAUAUAUUCGCUCGGCAUACCUUUUAUUACAAAGAUUUGACGACCGUACGAGAAGCUGGACGGGGCUUGGAAAUUUGAUGGUGUCUUGGAUAUCACUAUUAGACGUGAAAUCCCUAAUAGCUGGUCGUGAUGGUGAUCCUCUUCUUGAACUUGGGAAUAUCUCCGAUCAAGGCCUAUGGUCAUACCCUAAGUCACUGGAGACACAAGGCUUGCAUGCCCCCCGAACAGUGUCGACCGAGGAACGAAAGGAGGAUGAUGGUGCAGAGGACCAAUUUCGCAGUCCAAGCUAUCUGGUCUACGAAGCAAUUGUGGGCCCAGCAUCCCGGUUCUUCGUACAAGCACAGCAAGUCGUACGACGCAUCGUCUCAAUCGAUCUACAUCAUCGCAGUCGAGGGACGCUCAGCGAUGAGUUCGAAGUCCUUCAAAUAGCACACAAAGUUGGGGCAGAUCUCGAAACACUCUGGCACCGCAGGCCCUCGGUGAUAGAUGUCUACGGACAUCCCGAGGCAUUAUCAGAUACACUCUGUGCGCCUGUAGCCCUUGAAGUCUGUCGUACUUUCCGGCAGUACGUAGCCAGCUUCUUGGCGAAUUUUAUUUAUUUACACCGAGUCGCAUUUGCCAUCUACCCCCGCACUGAGCGUGUCAACGGUGCCGUGAACCAAAUUAUCCAAUUGGCCACCGUUGAGUCGGCUGGUACUGACCAAGGGCACCUCCCUGUCAGUUUUCUCUGGCCGUUAUUUAUUGCUGGGUUGGAAGGUUCCCAAGAACAGCGCCAGUGGGUGUUCCAAGAAAUGCAACGCAUGGCAUCUGCCCAUGAGAACGAACAAUCCACGCCUAUUGCUCGUCAUCCAUCUGCUGAUAAGGUUCUUCUGUUACUGGAGGAAAUGACUCGUCGGCAAGAUGCUUCACGUACCUGGGCAGAUUCACGGUGUGUCCGGCGAGAAAUAUUCUCAGACUUUUUUAUCAUGAUUUGA